This is a messenger RNA of Trametes versicolor FP-101664 SS1, 1053 nucleotides long. RefSeq lists its product as uncharacterized. Lineage: Eukaryota; Fungi; Basidiomycota; Agaricomycetes; Polyporales; Polyporaceae. The transcript has 6 exons. The record is from RefSeq and is a predicted model, not a curated record. The coding region runs from base 78 to 974 and encodes 298 amino acids.
GAAGUUUCCCCAGCCAGUUCGCGGGUACUCAUCCAACAAGCACUCCCAUACAGCCCACCAACAACGCGCACCUCACGAUGCCGCUAUUCUCAAAGAAAGCCCCAGAGCCCAAGAAGCAGACCUUCGUCAUCGCCGGGCUGACGGUGAACGUGUACUCGCAGCCCAAGGCGACGAAGCCCAACGCGCCCGUCGCGAUCGCGUUCCUUCUGCACGGGCGGAACGGGAGCGCGCUGCGCAUGGAGGAGUUCAUGCUCGGCAUCUUCGACGGCAUCCACGCGCGCCGCGCGAAGCACAGCGGGGACGCGCAGGAUUUAUACAUCGUGACUUUGGAUCAUCGUAACCACGGAAAGAGGCUGGUCGAGAAGCAGGCGAACCAAGGUUGGUUUGACGAUCCGACGCAGAACAACGACCGCCAUGCCAUUGAUAUGUACGCGAUUCAAACGGGGACGGCACAAGACGUGUCAUACUUGAUCGACUUCCUGCCCUCGUAUCUCUUCCCCAAUGAGGAGCGGACGAUCUCACAGUUCCUGUGCAUCGGGAAGAGUCUCGGCGGGCACGCUACCUGGAUCGUGCUCCGCAACGAGCCGCGCAUCAAGAUCGCCGUCCCAAUCAUCGCAUGCCCAGACUACCUCGCGCUCAUGUCCCGCCGCGCGCGCUCCCACAAGCUCCCCGUCGGCCCGCCCUACUUCCCCGCCUCCCUCCUCGCGCUCAUCGCGCGCGCAGACCCGUGCACCGCGCCCUACACCGCGCCCGACGCGUCGAACCCGUUCCACGGCAAGAAGAUCCUCGUGCUGUCCGGGCAGGACGACAAGAAGGUGCCGUGGACGAGCGCGCAGGCGUUCGUCGAGGGCCUGGACGUCGGGCCGCAGGGCGUGAAGGAGGUGAUCGUCGAGCCGGGCGUGGGGCACGAGUUCUCGGCUGCGAUGGUGAAGGAGUGUGCGCGGUUCGUGUGGGACCAUGCGUUGGUGGCGUAAGGCGUCGCGCAGUAGCAGAUGGAUGUGUAGGAUAGGCAGACGACGUGUUCGUGGAUGUGUAACAUAGCAUAGAUAUCAU